AUGAAAAACCACACAGUACCCACAGAAUUCAUUCUUCUAGGACUAUCAGAUGACCCAGAGCUUCAGGUUGUGAUUUUUCUUUUUUUAGUAAUCACAUAUAUAUUAAGUGUUACUGGAAAUUUGACCAUCAUCACCCUCACCUUGGUGGACUCUCAUCUACAGACCCCUAUGUAUUUCUUCCUCAGGAACUUCUCUGUACUAGAGAUAUCCUUUACAACUGUCUGUAUUCCUAGAUUUCUGGGCACAAUUAUCACCAGAGACAAAACUAUUUCCUACAAUAAUUGCACAGCGCAAUUGUUUUUCUUCAUUUUCGUGGGGAUAACUGAAUUUUACCUUCUAACUGCCAUGUCCUAUGAUCGCUAUGUAGCCAUCUGCAAACCUCUGCAUUAUACAAGCAUCAUGAACAAAAGAGUCUGCAUAUUGCUUGUCUUUUGUGCUUGGCUGGCAGCAUUCUUAAAUAUCUUCCCACCAGUUAUUCUCUUUCUCCAGUUAGAUUACUGUGGCUCCAAUAUCAUUGAUCACUUUGCUUGUGACUAUUUUCCCCUCCUGCAGUUAUCCUGCUCAGACACCUGGCUCCUAGAAGUGAUUGCUUUUUACUCUGCAAUAGUGAUUCUGCUUUUCACUUUGGCAUUAAUAAUUCUUUCCUACACGUUCAUCAUCAGGACAAUUCUGAAACUGCCUUCUGCCAGUCAGAGGAAAAAGGCAUUUUCUACAUGUUCCUCUCACAUGAUUGUCAUUUCCAUCUCUUAUGGAAGCUGCAUAUUCAUGUAUGCCAACCCUUCCACAAAAGAAAAGGCAUCAUUGAUCAAAGGAGUGGCUAUUCUUAAUACCUCUGUUGCUCCUAUGAUGAAUCCAUUUAUAUAUACCCUGAGGAACCAGCAAGUGAGGCAAGCCUUUAAGGACACUAUUCAAAAGGUUAUAUUUUUCUCUAGUAAAUGA
Rhinolophus ferrumequinum (greater horseshoe bat) is the source of this 939-nucleotide messenger RNA. Its product is annotated as olfactory receptor 6C3-like. The record is from RefSeq and is a predicted model, not a curated record. The transcript has a single exon. Gene Ontology annotation, molecular function: G protein-coupled receptor activity; olfactory receptor activity. Gene Ontology annotation, cellular component: membrane. Lineage: Eukaryota; Metazoa; Chordata; Mammalia; Chiroptera; Rhinolophidae. Gene Ontology annotation, biological process: G protein-coupled receptor signaling pathway. Bases 1 to 939 code for a protein of 312 amino acids.